AACAAUUCCAAAUGAGAAAUCGCUACAAGCCAUAUCCCUUCCGUCUGUCACUCACCACUGUGAGGUUACUGAGAUUCCUAAAAUACUUUCUUAAUACGAGAUUGAAAGUAGAUGAAUAAUCGUAAUUGAAGGGAUUUUCUAAUUUACUAUUAAAAAAAAUAAUAACAAAGGUGUCUUUUGUCGAAUAAUUUUUAUCUAAAACCAUGUCUCUACCGAAAGCAGUUGGUAAAUUCAUUGUCGUCGGCUCACAAGUGAUGAGCAGGGCUUUUAUUCAGGCAUACAAACAAAUGAUAGCUAAUUCCAGCCAGCAAAGUACAGGCACAAGCCAAGAAAGAAAUGCCGAGAAAGCCAAGGUAGCUCGACGGGGAGAGAUUACUAUUCGCGAAGCUGGUGAUAUUCUAAGCGUUAAAGUGGAUCCAUUAAGCAAGGAAGAGUUAGAACAGAGAUUUCAACGUAUGUUCAAAAUCAAUGAUCCAAAGGAAGGAGGAUCCUUUUAUAUACAAAGCAAAGUAUUUCGUGCUCAUGAGAGGCUUAUGGAAGAGCUCAAACAGAAGGAGCCACCAGAGUCAGACAGGCAAGAACAACAGACAACCCAUACCUAAUACUGUUUCGCCUGUAUGUGUGUUUAGCAAAGGAAGAGCUUUUGCAAGAGUAUUUCUUUGAAAAAGUUGAAAGAAAAUUGCAUUAUCAUUUUCAUGAGAGUUUCGUAAACUAAUAUGGGUCGGAAAUGUACAAUGAAGUUUACAACUCCUUACUAUGGCCUAUAGUGGAAUAUCAAUUUUGUCAUCUUUUGAGAAAUGAAUAGCAUUUCAGCAUUCUACUAAGUAUAACUUAUAACAAAACACAUGUAGAUGAACAAAUAGGCGGUAUGAAAUAUCUUUGGCAAUAAUUAAGUAUGUAGGGAUCUGCGUGAAAAUUUAGAAACAUUAGAAUACGAAGACAAUUUUGAAUACGCUAUCUGACAGUAAAUUUUCUACUCAUUUCUUUUUCGUGUCUUUUUAUUGUCAUAUCAUAAAGUUCAUCACCCGAUCUCUCUUCUAAGCUGUGUAAACCAUCAAUA
Messenger RNA from Schizosaccharomyces cryophilus OY26, 1060 nucleotides. Its product is annotated as TIM23 translocase complex subunit Tim16. Gene Ontology annotation, cellular component: TIM23 mitochondrial import inner membrane translocase complex. NCBI's taxonomy places the organism in Eukaryota, Fungi, Ascomycota, Schizosaccharomycetes, Schizosaccharomycetales, Schizosaccharomycetaceae. The record is from RefSeq and is a predicted model, not a curated record. The transcript has 2 exons. Gene Ontology annotation, biological process: protein import into mitochondrial matrix. Bases 204 to 602 code for a protein of 132 amino acids.